Molecule: messenger RNA, 1185 nt
Organism: Aureobasidium pullulans EXF-150
Lineage: Eukaryota; Fungi; Ascomycota; Dothideomycetes; Dothideales; Saccotheciaceae
Product: activator 1 subunit 3
Exons: 2
Coding region: 1-1185 (394 amino acids)
Biological process (GO): DNA-templated DNA replication; DNA repair
Cellular component (GO): Rad17 RFC-like complex; DNA replication factor C complex; Elg1 RFC-like complex
Molecular function (GO): DNA clamp loader activity; ATP hydrolysis activity; ATP binding
Source: RefSeq, a predicted model, not a curated record
AUGUCAGACUACGAAGAUGAAAUGGACGUUGAUGCGCCUGCCGCUCAGCCUUCAAUCCAAUUCUCGUCAAAAUCAGAUGAGAAGGGCAAGAGAAGUGCUGCCAAUCUGCCCGUCGAGCUGCAAGACACACUACCAUGGGUGGAAAAGUACCGACCAAACACCCUCGACGACGUCUCAGGUCAUCAAGACAUCUUAGCAACCAUCAACAAGUUUGUCGACAGUAACAGACUCCCCCAUCUCCUCCUCUAUGGCCCUCCCGGUACCGGAAAGACGUCGACCGUCCUCGCACUUGCCCGUCGUAUCUAUGGAAACAAGAACAUGCGUCAGAUGGUCCUCGAACUCAACGCCUCAGAUGAUCGUGGUAUCGAUGUCGUCCGUGAGCAGAUCAAGACCUUCUCCAGCACAAAACAAAUCUUCACCUCGUUUGGUGACAAGGACAAUGGCAGCAGUCCGGCCAACUUCAAGCUUAUCAUUCUUGACGAGGCCGAUGCCAUGACCUCAACCGCUCAAAUGGCUUUGCGAAGAAUCAUGGAGAAAUACACUUCCAACACUCGUUUCUGCAUCAUCGCCAACUACACACACAAGCUGUCGCCUGCUCUGCUAUCACGUUGUACUCGCUUCCGCUUCUCGCCACUCAAAGAGCCUGAUAUUCGCCGUCUUGUUGACAUCGUCAUUGAAAAGGAAGACGUCAACAUUGCAGCUGAUGCUACUGACUCUCUUGUUACUCUGUCUAAGGGUGACAUGCGCCGCGCUCUCAAUGUUCUGCAAGCUUGCCACGCUUCAUCAACACCGCUCCAUCUACCAGGCCAAGCACCUGCCGAAGGUUCGAAGAUCGACCGUGACUUGAUCACGAACGAGACCAUCUUCGACUGCAUCGCCGCACCUCAUCCUGCUGACAUCGCAACCAUUCGCGACACACUACUCUCCAAUCCUGAUGUGACUUCGUGUCUAGCAACCAUCAACACACUCAAGGCAAACAAAGGUCUUGCCUUGGCCGACAUUCUGACUGCUCUAGGCGAAGAGCUUGCCAAUCUGGAGGUCCCUGCCCACACAAAGGUCUCUUGGCUACAAGGUUUGGCUGAGAUUGAGCACAGAUUGAGUGGUGGUGGCAGCGAGAACCUACAGACCGGUGGACUGGUCGGUACAGUCAGAAACGGUUGUGAAAUCAUGGAGAACGGCAAAUGA